AUGUGUCCCACACGCGGACACGACAACUUAGCGAAGUGUCCGUGCUUCAUAGCUCUUAAGCAAUUCAUGAAUGAAAUCGAGAUCUUAAGACCCUUGCACCAUAGAAACCUGGUUUCACUCUACGGCCGCAGCUCUGGUGAGCAUAACGAACUCUUUCUAGUCUACGAGUACGUCCCCAAUGGCACUCUCUCUAGACAUAUUCAUGGAGGUAAAAUUGAAAAGCUACCAUGGCUUACUAGAUUGAAUAUUGCCAUAGAAACUGCAACUGCAUUGGCAUCAUAUCUUCAUGAUUCAGGUAUCAUACACCGUGAUGUAAAAGGAAGUAAUAUCCUCUUGGAUGAAAAUUUUUCUGUUAAAGUUGCAGAUUUCGGACUCUCACGGUCCCUACCAGAUUAUAUUACUCAUGUGUCAACAGCUCCAGCAGGGACAAAUGCCUAUAUGGAUCCGAAAUAUUUCCAAACAGGCAGGGUUUCCUAUAGAAGUGAUGUAUAUAGCUUUGGAGUGGUCUUGUUUGAGCUCAUAUCAUCUGAACCUGCAUUCUGGAGGGAAGUCCCACAAGGCGAGGCGGUUGGCCUUGCUAAGUUUGCAAUAAUCAAACUGUUAAAUAACACAUUGAAGGAGCUAGUAGAUCCAGAUAUUGGGUAUGAUUCAGAUAAAGAUGUAAUGGAAAUGGUAGCAGCAGUGGCAGAGUUGGCCUUUCAGUGCAUUCAGUGUCCUAAAGAGCUUAGACCUUCCAUGAAACAGGUGCUGGAGACCCUUGAGGGUAUAAAGAAGGGAACAUGGGGAUUCAACCAGAUAAUUUAG
This is a messenger RNA of Arachis ipaensis, 804 nucleotides long. RefSeq names its product LEAF RUST 10 DISEASE-RESISTANCE LOCUS RECEPTOR-LIKE PROTEIN KINASE-like 1.1. Gene Ontology annotation, biological process: protein phosphorylation. The record is from RefSeq and is a predicted model, not a curated record. NCBI's taxonomy places the organism in Eukaryota, Viridiplantae, Streptophyta, Magnoliopsida, Fabales, Fabaceae. Gene Ontology annotation, molecular function: ATP binding; protein kinase activity.